AUGCUGACUAGAUCGAACAAGUCUUUGGAGUGGAAUGACAGUUUAUUGGAUCCUAGUUCCGAUUUAUAUCGAAAUUAUUCAGCUGAAAUUUGUAAUUUGCUUUUGGACAGCAUAUAUUCAACUAAUAUUGAGGGAAUAAUCAAUGUUAAUUGCACAGUUGUUGGCUUCUCGCGUGGAUCAGUUGUUGGAAAUGCAGUAUUAGUCAUCGACCAUAGUAGCACAAGUGGGAAUUUCUCAUCGACUGAAGUGACAAAAGACACUGUUCGAAAUGCUGUUGUGGCAUACAUAGCAGAAAUGGUUGCCAAUGGGUCGGAGCAAGUGUACUUCGAUACAUCAAGUGGCUUGACAGUAGAAAAGACAACUGAAUUAAGCAAAACGACUUUCAGUACGAAAAAUAUACUAGAACUAUCAAUGACAGUGGAGGUUUUAAUAGGAAAUCAACAAACAAAUUGGAAUUCGGAACUGUCUAACAAAUUUUCUGAACUUUACAACAGUACUGCUGAAAACACCUGUGCUUCGAUAAAAGCCAGCCCUCGAUAUAUUACAUCAAUACAAUACACCGUACGUACUUGUACUGUUCUUCGUUUUUAUCCGGGUUCUGUGAAAUCUGAUGUACAGAUAAUUGUAGAAUACGUAAAUGACCUCAAUGUGACUCAAACACAAAUUCUGCAAGCAAUUCAGUUGGGUUCGCAAUUAUAUGUAAUAGAUCUGUUAAAAAAUCAGUCAAUCGAUUCCAAUCGUAUAAUAUCACUGAAGUUAAUUAUGCAAAAAGAAACUUGUAGUACGAUCGCAUCAAAAUGUUCACCACAUGCUCAAUGCGUUGAAAGGUCUGACGGUGCCGUUUGUGUAUGUAAUCCAAUGUGGAUAGAUUUAAACAUGCAACAGCCCGGAGAACAGUGUAUAAUAAGUCCAACUGUAAUAGCGCUAAUUGUUAUUGGAACAAUCCUGAUCAUAAUAAUAUUUGCCGCAGGAAUAUACUUUGCUCUUCGUACAGGCAGAAAUGGUCAACGUUUUAUACAUUCAUUUGCUUAGCAAAUAAAUAUAAUUUAAUAAUACUCAUUAUACAUAGAUCCG
Molecule: messenger RNA, 1074 nt
Organism: Schistosoma bovis
Lineage: Eukaryota; Metazoa; Platyhelminthes; Trematoda; Strigeidida; Schistosomatidae
Source: the annotation of a GenBank genome assembly